This is a messenger RNA of Stegostoma tigrinum, 1140 nucleotides long. RefSeq lists its product as uncharacterized. The record is from RefSeq and is a predicted model, not a curated record. The transcript has 5 exons. Gene Ontology annotation, cellular component: plasma membrane. Lineage: Eukaryota; Metazoa; Chordata; Chondrichthyes; Orectolobiformes; Stegostomatidae. Gene Ontology annotation, molecular function: signaling receptor activity. The coding region runs from base 136 to 1020 and encodes 294 amino acids. Gene Ontology annotation, biological process: immune response-regulating cell surface receptor signaling pathway.
GGUUCAGGCAACAAGAAAGAGCACAGUGCUUUGCACAUUGUUUCAAUGGAUACAGCGUUUCUUUGAAGCAAAAUUUGUAUUGAAAGCAGCACUUUGAAAACAGUCGGGAAGGACCGUCGACAGUCUAAGUGUGUAAUGAUGCCUCUCAGCAGGUUAUUCUUGAUAAUUACUUGGUGGAUGUCUGCUGUACAAGGAUACAAUCAAAAGAAGUGUCAACUCGAACUCACUUAUUCAAAAUCUACAAUCUAUGCUGUGGAAGGUACUGAAAUUUCUCUCUCAUGCACCACCAAUUACUGCAGGAAUAGUUCCUCCCUACCAGAAGUAAAUUGGUGUAAGCAGACGUCAACAGGUUGCACAUUGUUACCUCAGCUGAAGGAUUUUGUCAAUCGGACCACAUCGUGUACUCAUUUUGGACCAGGUACAAUGACUUCUGUCCUUCGGGUCUCCCCUGUUCACAUGAACCACCGUGGAGUCUAUCAGUGUCAGGGCCGACUCCCUACUUACAGUCCAGCCACUGUGAUGGGCCACAUGGUAACAAUCUUGGUAAAAAAACUCAAGAUGAUUGUUCCCAAUUCCAAAAUGAGAGGACACAAAGGAGCCUUCCUAAAGCUUCAGUGUACCAUGAAAUUUGGUGAGAAUUUGCGUAAAACACUGAAAGUAUUUUGGACAAAGGAUAAUGAAAAUUGUAGCCAGCCGAUACCAAUUAACAGUGGCAGAUUCUACAAUGAAUCAAUGGCAACGAAUAGGUAUGAUUUUACACUGAUUCUGUCCAACCUUCAACAUGGAGAUGCUGGAGAUUACUACUGCUGUGCUGCUACAUACCUCUCAUCACAGAUCAUUGCAAGCGGUUCAAUAAAUGUGCAAAUUUACGCAAUCAACCCCACCCUGUUGAACAUUUCUCUGCUCAUUGCCUGCAAAGCUGUUGUCUUGGUGAUUGUUAUGGUCGUUGGGUUUGCAAACGGAAAUGGCAGUAGCAGAAAUCUGAAGACACAACAAUGGAAUGAAGAAGAAAAUAAAUGAAAAGCUUGUCAAUUAAAAAUGUUGCAGUACUCCACACAGAUCUCAAUGUAGGAUUGUGGAAAUAAAUUGCUUCAUACAUCCACUUUAACAAUGGUGUAUCAUGACUUGUAAUCUGCUGUA